Messenger RNA from Lactuca sativa (garden lettuce), 1344 nucleotides. Its product is annotated as guanine nucleotide-binding protein subunit gamma 2. Lineage: Eukaryota; Viridiplantae; Streptophyta; Magnoliopsida; Asterales; Asteraceae. The record is from RefSeq and is a predicted model, not a curated record. Gene Ontology annotation, biological process: G protein-coupled receptor signaling pathway.
CAUCAAGAACUUACAAGACAAAUUUACAAAAAGAAAAGGGGGAAAGAGAAGACAAAAGGUUUUGGGCCCCUUCCCACCUCACAAGGAAGAAACCAAGACAAAAAAUAAAAAAGAACCCAGAAAAACCUCUUUCCUUUGCUUUGCACAAAUUGUGCUUUUUUCUUUCAUUGAUUCCUAUCGGAAUUCAGCACCUCAAAAGCCAAAACCCACAUAAAGGUGUCCUUUCUCCCGAUUCUUUUGCAGUUGAGAUGACAUAAAAUUAUCGAGAGAGUUAAUUGUGCUGUCAUGAGUACGGAGUUUUACCCAUUUGUGAUUCUUUAGGGUUUUCGACUUGGUGUUUAUAGGUGAUUGAUUGUGUUUGUGCAAUAAAAGAGAGAUGCAAACAGAUAAAUCAGAGCAGAUGAGAUCGGUGGCAGCGGAUACUCGAGGGAAACACAGAAUUUCGGCUGAAUUGAAGAGACUUGAACAAGAAACUCGCUUCUUGGAGGAGGAAUUGGAUCAGCUUGAAAAAAUGGAAGCAGCAUCGGCUGCAUGCAAGGAAAUCCUAAGUAAUGUGGAAACAAGGCCGGAUCCACUACUUCCAAUCACAAAUGGGCCCACAAAUCCAUCAUGGGAUCGAUGGUUUGAGGGACCUCAAGAUAAAUCGGGUUGCAGAUGUUGGAUACUUUAACAAAUAUUCUUCGUAAAUUCAUUGGAUUUCAUUUUGGGAUUCGUGCAAUGAGUGGAAUUUGUACAAAUCUCAUUACAGAUAACAGAAAACAAAACAGGCUUCUUUUCCCAAAUGGGUCAUUGUGCAGAAACGUCAAAUUCUUUUUCAUUUGUAGAGGAAACUAAAGGGUUUUAGGGUUUUUUUUUUUUUUUUUUUUUUUUUUUUUUUUUUAUUGUGGGUUUAUUUUGUUAUCAAAGUAUUGUCGAUUUUUUUUUCAGAUAAUUAUGGUUUUUGUGAUUAAAAGUUUGAAUCUUUUAUGUUACAUUGUUUAAUUAAAGAUCAUGCGAAUCUUUAUGUUACAUUGUUUAAUUGAAGAUAUGAAGAAAAGGAUGCUUUUUGGAAGUGGGUUUUUCUUUUUUCCAAGUUAUUGUGAUUUUGGCAAUCAAGUUAAAAUCGGAUAAUUAAAGAUUAACAUUGGGUAAUCUUGUAAUUAGUCUCUAAACUAAUUUUAUUUUCUUUAGUUGUGACUUCGGACUACAAUUGAAGUAUGCAUAGAAGAGAAACGAUGGCGUGUAAUUAUUUUUUAUUUUAGUCGUAGAAUAUUGGGAAUACUGUGGGCCUUGUAUAAAAUUAUUAAUCGAGUUUUAUUGUAUAUGAUUCAUAUCCUCCUUAAUAAAUGAAUGUUUUUUUUGCCA